GGCGUGGGGCGCGGCUCUGUUCAGUUCUUGGUGCGUGGCUCUUGUGGCGGCAUUUGUGGUCUCUUUGGGGUGAUACCUGGCGAGAGUACGAGGCUCACGAUGUCGAGGAAUUUCUCAGACACAGGCAGCAGAAGAGAGCAUGUUAAAAUCACAAGUGAAUCCAAACCAGGGUUCCUGGAGAGGCUCAGCGAGACAUCUGGAGGCAUGUUAAUGGGACUUGUGACAUUUCUUCUGUCUUUCUACCUUCUUUUUACCAAUGAAGGACGAGCCUUAAGGACAGCCAAAUCUCUUGAUGAGGGACUUUCUCUUGUGAUCCCUCUUGAUAGCAUCCACAGUGUGGCUCAGGAGAAUGAAGGGAGAUUGGUGCACUUAGCUGGUGCUCUGAGUACAUCUAAGCCUUUGUUUGAUCCCAGCUAUGGGCUCUCCAUCCAGGCUGUCAAACUUAAGCGUCACGUGGAAAUGUACCAGUGGGUAGAGUAUGAAGAUUCCACGGAAUAUGAAGAGAAUGGUGAGAUUAAGAAAGAGACAAAGUACUCAUACAAUACAGAAUGGAAAUCAGAAGUUGUGAACAGCAAAAACUUUGAUCGAGAAAUUGGACACAAAAACCCAAGUGCCAUGGCUGUGGAGUCCUUCACUGCUGUUUCUCCUAACGUCCAGGUUGGCAGCUUUGUCCUUUCCAAGGGUCUUGUGGAUAAAAUUGAUAACUUCAAGCAGUUGAGUUUAUCAAACCUUGAGGAUCCACAUGCUGAUGUUACCCGAGGAGGAGAUUACUUUUACCACAGCGAGAACCCCAGGCGUCCAGAAGUAGGAGACCUUCGUGUCUCGUUCUUCUAUGCAGGUCUGAGUGGAGAAGACCCCCGUUUGGGCUCUGCUGAUACGGUGAGUGUGAUUGCUCGCCAGCGAGGUGAUCAGCUGGUUCCGUAUCACACCAAGUCCGGAGAUGUCCUGCAGAUUCUGUACCCUGGAGAUCUCACCGCGGAGGAAGUGUUUCAGAAAGAGCAUGAGAGCAACACCAUGAAGACCUGGGCCCUCCGUGCAGCAGGCUGGAUGGCAAUGUUUGUAGGUGUCAGCCUAAUGACCCGAAUCUUUUACACUUUAGUGGACUGGUUUCCUGUUGUGAGAGAUCUGGUUAACAUUGGAUUAAAAGCAUUUGCCUUCUGUGUAGCCAGUUCACUGUCACUCCUGACCAUCUCCAUUGGCUGGCUCUUCUACCGCCCUCUUUGGGCUGUGCUCAUCGCCUGUCUCUCUGUUGUGCCAAUUGUGGUUGCCAGGUCUCGUGUACCACCAAAGAAGCAGCAGUGAGAAGGAGCUGGUCGGGUUUUGUACUGAAUCCUGGUUAGAGACUUUGAAGUGUAUUUCCAUCCCAGUUGCUGCAGUGUGCUUCCAGCAUAUCUUACUUCAGCAGUGUGCGCUGAGAGUUGGGGAGGGGGCUCAAUAUAUGUUAUCCAUGGAAAAAUAUGACUCUGGGAUGCUGUUUGUAGGAAGUCAGUGACAGCAACUUUGCCAGGGGGAAAAAGGCAUUUUGGAGCAUUUGUAUUGAUUUGAGAACUGGCAAUUCAUGUCCAGGAAUAAGAUCCAGGUACUUGGAGGGUAAGUUUGUAAGUUCCACAUGAACUGGUUUCUGUUGCUGGUGGAGAUAAAUGCGCAGUUGAGUCUUGUUUAUCUUGCACGCGUUUCCCUAUUUUGGGAAGCAUGUUCUUAGUAACAGCACAGCUCCUUUCUGGUCUCUGUACACCUCCUGAUGAAAGGCUGAUUCCAGCCUACAUUCACUUUACUCCCCAUUACUGACUACUCAAGUAAUGUCCUUGCCUCUGUGUGUUUAUUUGAAAACUACAAUGGUUCAACCUGACUGGAUACAGCCUCUUCUAUUUUUAAAGAGACUGGAAGUUUACCAGCACCUUUAACAGCUUAAAAUACUUUCCUAUUGCAUACUAGUGUGCACACAGGAAUGAUGCAAAAGGAACUAAGGAUCCUUUGAUUUAUAAGAACUUUGUGUUUCCCAGGCCAGGCAUGCUGGUGGAGCCAAGGCUCUUUUCUUGCAUGUACACAAACAGUUCUAUAGUAACAAGUGAGGCAAGAUUUCUCAUGCAAGAACUUGAGCUGUCAAUCUUCUGCUUUGGUCUCUCUUAAAGCCUAUUUAGUCCUUCAUCUUUUGCAUGCUUAGGCUAGGAGAGCUGGCUGGCUGUGGAGCCGAGUGGGAUCCUGCCUUCUGAAGAUGUUACUAUUUCUUUCUCUGCUGACUAUAUAAACUUACUAACCUCCUAAUUUCUGUUCUGUGCUGCACAUCCCAAGCUAGGAAGCACAGAAUCACUUUGGUACAGCUGGUACCAGCUCCCAUUUUAAGCAGAUGAAAAAUCACCUAUGCCAGCAGGAGCUGGAUGCGGGCCCAUCCA
This is a messenger RNA of Dryobates pubescens (Downy woodpecker), 2393 nucleotides long. It is a transcript of the gene TMEM43, whose product is annotated as transmembrane protein 43. The transcript has 12 exons. The record is from RefSeq and is a predicted model, not a curated record. Gene Ontology annotation, cellular component: nuclear inner membrane. Gene Ontology annotation, biological process: nuclear membrane organization. NCBI's taxonomy places the organism in Eukaryota, Metazoa, Chordata, Aves, Piciformes, Picidae. The annotation marks the transcript as partial.